AUGCCUGAACCGCCAAAGAAAGUCCAAGGAGUGGUAAAUAAAAGCUUCAACACGAUUCCUUGUGGAGAUAUUAGUGUCAAGGACCUGAAGGAUAUCUAUUCAUGUCUUUUGUACUGCCUGGACCUGAAAGCUGAGCGCGAAAAAGACCAUAAAUUGCUCAAGCUGGCUUUCAAAACGAACCACCCGUACUCGUUCAGCUUGGAAAAAGGCCUGGCCACGAUGCAAAAGUUGAGGAUCCACCUCGAAAACACAGCCACAUGCAUCAACAUUUCCUAUGAGGUCAAGGCAAAGACGGCGAGAGAUCUGCUCCAGCUGUUCAUGAACGCUAGGCUACUGCACGCACCUGAGGACAAGACUCGGUCAAAACUGAAGUCCGGUAUGCUGCUCCAGCCGACACCCAAGGGCGUUGCUAUCUUAAGCUCGUUCUGCUCGAAAUAUGGUAUCCGAGGGCACAACCAUGUUCCCCAAAUCCUUAAAAGUAACCUGAACUCCAUGGAACUGAUCUCCUUCGAACGCAACUCCAGAACAGGCGCAAUCGUGCACAGCGAAUACUGGAAUAAGGUGCUAUUCGUGCAUUUGAUGGGACCGACCAAAAAUUUCUGGUCACCCAACAUGCCGCCCGACGAGCUGCCCGAUUUAUCAAGGAGCUACACUGAGGAGACUUUUGGGGCUGCAAAUGGGUUUGGCUCCUUUGAAAUGGCGUCUCAGGAUUCGUUCUACGCGUUUCUGAACGAAAAAAGAGCCUCUGCCCAGCCAAUAGAGCUAGAGCAACCGGUCGAAAAAAUUGAAAAAGACCCAGUUUCGCCAUUCCAUCACAGGUUCUUCACCAAUCCCGACUCAGAUUCACACGUUCAAUACUAUGUGUCUUCGAAGGGUGUCCGUCUUUUCCACAAUAAAGUAGUCGAGAAGCCAGAUGGUAGCAAAGAAAAUAUGGGGACCUGUUUUACGGGUAAAGCGCUGGUGCAGUGGCUGUUGGAUUGCACUGACGUAUUUUCUCACGACGAGGCUGUUAGAGUAGCUGGACUGCUCUGGAACUUGGGGUUGUUUUACUUGUUGAAUGGUGAGGACUUCCCUAAUGCUUCCAAAUUCAUCCCUCGCAGAAACGCUUAUUAUUUUCUGACCAAGGAGGGCACAAGGCUAGUUCCUUGGACACUACCGGACAAAAACCUGACUCAGUUAGAUAAAGAGUCGGAGACAUGGGGUGUGGUACAACAAUCACCGACGUUGCAGAUCUCUUUGAAAGACGUGCUAGAGGAUCCUGGAAUGAAAUACCAGUUUCGCACGCAUCUGGUUGACGAAUUCUCUGUAGAAAAUUUGGAGGUGUACAAUGACAUCCAGCUGCUGGAAAAAAAGUUCAAGACACUCAAGAAGUUGCUAAAGCUAAAGGAACGGGAGAAAAUGUUCCUUUUGCUGACACCUCUGCGUGCAAAACGCAAGGCUACCAUUUCCGCAGCUGUCAUCAAGCUGUCCACCGACUGUCUCAGCGACGCAUUUAACAUCUACACCGCCUAUCUGGCACAGGGAGCCCCAUUUGAAUUGAAUAUCAACUCUAGACUUCGAACAGAUAUCAGUCGCAAAAUGGUAAUGUCAGAGCAGCAUGCUCCCAAAGAGGUGAAAUUAAAUGCAGAGAUCCAAGCUCCAACUCCGCUACCCAAGACGGACCUCCCUGCCAACAAAAAGGACCCGUCUCAGCUCACCUUGGACCUGCAAAGCAUCAAACUGGUGGACCCUCCAGCGCCGUCGCCAACAGAUAACUCAAUUGCCCCCAUUUUGGAGUCACUGGCAGGAAUCAUGCCGCUUUACGAGGAGGUAAAGAGCCAUGUUUUUGAACUAAUGGCAAAAGACUCGCUGCCUAAGUUUCUAGAAUCCGACAUUCUCAAAGAACUCCCUGUAUCGAUCACCAAACAAACGAAAUGA
Ogataea parapolymorpha DL-1 is the source of this 1917-nucleotide messenger RNA. Its product is annotated as Protein SST2. The transcript has a single exon. NCBI's taxonomy places the organism in Eukaryota, Fungi, Ascomycota, Pichiomycetes, Pichiales, Pichiaceae. The record is from RefSeq and is a predicted model, not a curated record. Bases 1 to 1917 code for a protein of 638 amino acids. Gene Ontology annotation, biological process: intracellular signal transduction.